Messenger RNA from Macroventuria anomochaeta, 2566 nucleotides. Its product is annotated as IdgA domain-containing protein. NCBI's taxonomy places the organism in Eukaryota, Fungi, Ascomycota, Dothideomycetes, Pleosporales, Didymellaceae. The record is from RefSeq and is a predicted model, not a curated record. Bases 6 to 2444 code for a protein of 812 amino acids. The transcript is spliced from 4 exons. Gene Ontology annotation, molecular function: pseudouridylate synthase activity.
ACACUAUGAGACUCCUUUCCAGAGCUGUACCAAGGCCUCGUCUGCCACAGCAGAGCUGCACGUUACUGGCAAGGCGCCACUUGACCAACAAUGGCUUCUUCCGCGUCUCAGAGGAGGUGCGAGAAGCUUUGAACUCGAAGAAGCCCGUCGUUGCGCUGGAGUCGACGAUAUACACUCAUGGCUUCCCAUACCCCGAGAAUGUAGCCCUCGCAUCCCUCCUCGAAAGCGUAGUCCGAGUCAAUGGCGGUGUGCCCGCAACCAUAGGCAUUCUAGGUGGUGUUGCACGUGUAGGCAUGGACCCAGAGGAGUUGAUCAGGCUCACUGAGUCUGCUGGCCAGCCGACGACCUUGAAGCUUUCCAGGCGAGACCUGAGCUAUGUCUGUGGACUGCGAUUGACAGGCAAGAACUUCAAUGGCGGCACUACAAUUGCAAGCACAAUGUUGCUCGCCGAGCUGGCUGGCAUCAAGAUCUUUGGAACUGGAGGUCUUGGUGGAGUCCACCGUGGUGCAGAGUCGAGCAUGGAUAUCUCUGCUGACUUGACUGAGCUGGGCAGGACACCCGUCACCGUGAUCUCAAGUGGCUGCAAGAGCUUCCUGGAUAUUCCUCGGACCCUUGAAUAUCUGGAGACUGAGGGUGUGGGUGUUGGCACUUUCGCAGAUGGCCGCGAAGGGAAGGUAGACUUCCCGGCCUUUUGGUCAAGAGACAGUGGCGUCAAGAGCCCAACAACCAUCCAGGACGAGAUUGAGGCUGCUGCUAUCAUUCACGCACAACAUGAUAUGCGAAUCCGGUCUGGUCUGCUCUUUGCCAAUCCCGUCCCAGUUGAAGCUGCCAUUCCAAAGGAAGAGAUGGACGUCGUCAUCGAGGAAGCCCUCAAGCAAGCCAAUGCCCAAGGCGCGUCCGGCAAGGAUAAUACACCUUUCGUCCUGGCAAAGAUUAAGGAGCUUACCAAAGGCAAAUCCAUCCCGGCCAAUAGAGCGCUGAUUGAGUCCAACGUAAGGAGGGCUGCCAUCGUUGCCCGCGAGUUGUCAAUCCUGGAAACAAAGCGAGAUGGAGCCCAAGGACGUAACUCUUCCUACUUCACUCCAGUGCAACUAAGCACCACUGCUGCGAAGGAAGUGCUUACCAAUGCAACACCAUCGAUACCCACACCACCUGCAACUCCUGUCUUUACAUCACCUCUUGUCUCUGAUGCUGCUGCACCUGUCGAUAUUGCUGUUGCAGGUGCACUUGCAGUCGACUUCUCAUGUGACUACGCUCCGUUCGCCAACGCUUCAAGCCAGGUCGACCCGCUGCCUCAUACUUCCAACCCAGCAGAGAUCAGCCAGAGCUUAGGGGGCGUAGCUCACAAUAUUGCUAAAGCCGCACAUCUCCUUGGCUCCUCCGUGCGUCUCUACAGCGCAGUCGGAAACGACCUCAGCGGUCGCGCAGCAGUCAGCCAGCUAGAAGACGAAGGCAUGCACAUAUCCGGUAUCGAAACCCUGCCCGCUCCAGCACGAACAGCUCAAUACGUCGCUGUCAACAACGCAAACAAAGACCUCGCACUCGCCAUGGCCGACAUGUCAAUCCUCGAAACCAUCCCCCAAAGUCUAACCUCCUCCUUGUCCGCCACUCUCUUCGCCAACCCCACAACAAAACCCAGGGUCUUUGUAGCAGACGCCAAUUGGUCUUCUCCCGCACUCCGCACCUGGCUCUCAGCCGCCCAUGCCGCAUCAACAACGACCAUCUUUGAGCCCGUCUCCACCGCGAAAGCACUGCGCAUCUUCCCCGGCGACUCACAAACGAUAUUGACAUAUCCCAAUCCCCUUGCCAGUAUCAUAACCCCGAACAACCACGAACUCAUCGCGCUCCACGAACACGCCCACACGAAGGGUCUCUUCGACACACCAUCGUGGUUCGCUGUCAUCGACGCCCUAGGUAUUCCAUCAACAGGUCUGCGCGUGCCAUUAGCCAUGGUGACAAGCAGCAAGCUAGUAGACGCAGGAAUCCCACAACAAGCGAUAAAGCUCCUGCCCUUCUUCCCUACCAUCCUGACAAAACUCGGUCCCCAGGGCGUGCUAAUGACAAAGCUGCUCUGCUUCGACGCCCCGGAACUGCACGAUGAUGCAGAAAGGCAAUACAUUUUAGCGCGCAAUAAUAAUGGGGAUGUGAAGGCGGGAGUGGGCGGGUUAUAUGUGAGACUGUUUCCAGUGGAGAAGGUGUUGAGCCCGGAGGAGGUGGUAAGUGUUAAUGGGAUUGGGGAUACGUUUUGUGGGGCUUUGGCUGUAGGCCUGGCAAAGGGGAAGAAGGUUCAGGAUGUCGUAGCCUUCGCUCAAAGGGCUGCGAGUCUGAGCCUGCGGAGUCGUGAGAGUGUGAGCCCUGAAUUGAGGAGCUUAAAGGGGGCUGUGGAGAGGUUGCAGGAAUGUAAGUUGCACGGGUUGAUACUCGAAGAAGUGGAUGACUUUUGACGUUGCGACUAUGUCCUCGAAUCUACAGCACAUCACAUAGCACCGGAAGCUCUGUCUCUCUACAACUCAUCCUUCAGCCCCGCAAUCUGCGGUGUCGUAGGCGUACAGCAGCUCUUCCUGUC